Messenger RNA from Alligator mississippiensis (American alligator), 3016 nucleotides. It is a transcript of the gene PLEKHS1, whose product is annotated as pleckstrin homology domain containing S1. The transcript has 16 exons. Bases 332 to 1723 code for a protein of 463 amino acids. Lineage: Eukaryota; Metazoa; Chordata; Crocodylia; Alligatoridae. The record is from RefSeq and is a predicted model, not a curated record.
CCGUUUGCCUGCAAAGACAAAACUUGCCAUACAGUAAAAACUUGGGAAUUUCCUUGCGGGUCAUAUUUCACAACGUUUGUAUUCAGCAGAGGGUUAUAAGUAGGCACUAGCACUGCAGGGCACCUGUGCUGUGUUGGAAAGAGUGACUGAGUAACUCUGGAAGUCCAUGCAGGUGUAUGUCGCCAAGACCUGCGCUUUCCUGAAACAGAGGAUAUUUGCAAAGCCACUGAAAACUGCUUCCCAGGUGAUAGCUUGAAAGACCAGAACCAUAUCUAAGUCCAAGCGCAGAAAAACAACGAACAGAAGUUUCCAGGUUGAAGAAGCAAUCAGAAUGGCUUUCAAGUAUAAGAAAAACCCAUCAGGAAAUCAAAUCAUGCCUUGCCACGAAGAUGAAGUCUGCAAGCACGGCUUCUUCAUCAAAUCGCCACCUCCUCAGCUUUUCACUUCUCAGAAAUCCUGGAAAAAUCGCUAUUUCAUCCUGUGUAAAUCCAGCAAGUGCCACUACAUCCUGAAGUACCUCAAAGGCCAGCAGAUAAAGGGCUCCAUUCCAAUUGACCAGAUUAUAAGCAUAGAGACUGGCAUAAGCAAUUAUGAAAAGAUGACAGCAAUAAGGAAGAUGUUUAAAUGCCAGCCGGAAGAAGUGAUAUCCAUCAGCACAGAGAGCAGGGACUACUACCUCAUCGGCAAGGACAGGGAGCAGGCGGAGGAAUGGUACACCUUCAUAUCAUCAGUCUGCAUGGAUGCAAAAGCAGAUGGAUGCCGUCCUCAGAAUGAGGAUCUUGCCACUGAACACACGAAAAGCCGGUCAUGCUCCUUGCCGCUGUCCUUCAGUGGAGCAAACUCAGAGGGGCCUAUCAACAACAGUGAAAAUGAGGAGAAAGAUCCUUCAGACGACAAGAGGAGACCCAAUUCAGAUCCUUGCCCCCAGCGUCUGCCAAAACAUCAGCCGCCCUCCAGCUCACCAGGAGUUCUUCCUCACCUGCAGAGCAAUAUUCCACAAAAGACCCUGGAAAUUCAGCUGUCAGAUUCAGAUGAGAACACCAAAGAAGAGGAGGAGGAGGUGGAGGAGGAGAAGGAAGAGGAAUACUAUGCCACUCCAACAAGCAUUUUAGCACAGCUGACAAUGAACUCAGCAGAGCCUGAUCCCCAGCGUAACAGUCCAAUGAAGGAGGAAAAGCUUGUCAACAGGGUGUCCUACAUCUCAAUGAAACCUCAGUCCCCUGACAAGAGGUCCACGUGCAGAAGUGAUGAAUUCUUGACCCUUCCCUGGAUCCUGGAAAACAACAUAUGUCUAAGGAGCUCCGAGGAUGACCGGGACCAACCGCUUACAAAGAUCAGCACCGGUAUACAGCCAAGGCUGGAAAGGAAACCAAAUGCAUCGCCACUAUCAGUAGUUCAGCUAUCUAUACUAAUGAACCAAGUCACAGACAGGAGCCAACUGCAAGAGGUGGAUAUUUUCAUUCCUAAGGCCGACGUCAACAAUUACCUAACGCUUACUGAAGCAGCAGGACAAAUAUGCGUCUCUCACUGGAAUGGCCCUCACUACUUAGGAUGUAUAUUUCACCACGGGGAUCAUAUAAAGGCGGUAAAUGACCUGCACCCACAGAACAUGGAGGAGGUUUCCUUGUUCAUCAGCAGAUCCAUGAGAAAGAAGGUGAAACUUACUAUAUGUCGGAUCCCAGCUUCAGACAUUUUCCAUGUUAAAGGAUGUUCAUGUUCCUAAACAACAGCGCUUUUGCGAUCACACAGGAGCCUCCUCAUCCUGACCUAUGUACAGGGAGACACCUAGGGAGACAUAGGUCCAAUACAGAAGACAUCUCUGGUGCAAUGGGGAUGCUGAAGAUAAAAGGAAAUGAGUGACAGCCCCCCGAAGAACAGCAAUCCAAAGUUGCUAUAGGGUUCUUUCCUUUGGAUUGUCUCUUUGAGUAACAUCAUUGAACAUUUGUCUUUUGUGGCUAAGAUGCCUUUUCCAGUUUUGUGGAUAUAUCAGUUUUCAAGUGAGAUCUUUCAUCCCCACAUUACAAAAUUGCAGAAAAGAGGGCUCAAAGAGCCAUCCCAAAAGGUGUUUAGUGCUCCACCUGGCACUACAACACAAUGAGUAUCCUAGGUCAUUGCUGACACAAGCUUGUGCAACCUGCUCUUAAAAAACAGUGAAGGAGAUUCAACCACCCUGGGAAUCUUGCACUGGUGCUUAGCUAUCCUUAUAGCUAAGAAGUUCUUCCUUGUAUCAAACCUCAAUCUUUGCUGCAAAUUAGGGAGAUUUCUUCUUGUCCUGCCCCCAGUGGUCAUGGAGAACAAUUGGUCAUCAUCCUCUUCCCUUUCUCUUAACCGUUCCCGUUUUAGAAGACUGUUAUCAUGUAAUCUUAAUCUUCUCCCUUUAGAGACUAAAAAUAUCCAGUGCCUUCAACCUAUGUUCAAACCUUUCCUGAAAAAGGCCAUGUGCCAUUGAACUGCAGCACAAAGUACAUCCUUUUUCCAGUUAUGGAGGAAAGAAGGAGGUAGAGAUAGUGUUAAAGUAAUUUCCUGCCAUUCCAUGGAGCAAACAUUCCUAAAGGGAGACAUACAAGUAGGGAUGAUAUGAGCCAUAUAUGGUUGUCAUUGGGAAAGCCACCGCAAUGGAAUCUGCACACAUCAUUUCUGGUGAAGCAGAAAAUGAACAACGCGCUGUGCAACUCUCAGUUAUGGACUAUUAUGGCAAUAAUGUUGCUUGUAUGACAAAAAUGCACUUUUGGUAGAUUUGCCCAGCCAACGAGCAUUUGAUUGUAUUUCAGAGAACUUGAACUUUAUUUCUAUACCUUUGCAAAUAAUCAUCAAGGAGCUACCAAGUGAUUUAGCAAGUGUUGCUUGCUUUUAUGUCAGUUUGUACAUAGUUUAUACACAGAUUGUUACAUAACAGCUGAUUUUAUUUUUCAUACGGAUUGUCUUCUAAACAUAAAACAUAGAGGUGAUAUCGAUAUAAUAAGCUGCAGACGCCUGUGUCAAAUUGCUCAUGAUAAGUAAAUGUACUGCAUCCCUA